Messenger RNA from Fusarium proliferatum ET1, 651 nucleotides. RefSeq lists its product as uncharacterized. Bases 1 to 651 code for a protein of 216 amino acids. The record is from RefSeq and is a predicted model, not a curated record. NCBI's taxonomy places the organism in Eukaryota, Fungi, Ascomycota, Sordariomycetes, Hypocreales, Nectriaceae. The transcript has 2 exons. Gene Ontology annotation, biological process: cytokinin biosynthetic process. Gene Ontology annotation, molecular function: hydrolase activity, hydrolyzing N-glycosyl compounds. Gene Ontology annotation, cellular component: cytosol.
AUGUCUCCUGUGGCUCGCACCAAGAUUUGUGUGUACUGUGGAGCAGGCACUGGUGCCAGUCCGGCUCAUAUGGAAGCUGCCAGAGCGCUCGCUCGUGCGAUGGCUGCAAAUAAUAUCGACCUUGUUUACGGUGGCGGGACUGUUGGCCUCAUGGGAGAGAUCGCCAAGACUUUAGUCUCGAUCAAUGGACCUCAAUCUGUUCAUGGCAUUAUUCCCGAGGCCCUCGUCAAACACGAACGAGCUGGUUCGAGCCAGGCCCAGAAUAUUCCUGAUGAAGCAGUGUUUGGCCGAACUACCCUCGUAAAGGACAUGCACACGCGAAAGAAGCUUAUGGCUGAAGAAGUCUUUGCAGGAGGUCCUGGCAGUGGUUUUAUUGGUCUUAGCGGCGGCUUCGGAACCAUGGAAGAGAUCUUCGAGACGACGACGUGGAUUCAGCUUGGCAUUCACAGUCGGGGUAUUGUCCUUCUCAACAUCGAUGGCUAUUGGAACGGAAUUAUCGAUUGGCUGGAUAAGGCAGCCGAGGAAGGAUUUGUGAAGCCGGGAAACAAGGGUCUUCUCGGUGUCGCUGAGACUGGUGAUGGCGCUAUCAAUGCGUUGCGCGAGUACAAGGUGUCGAGCUCGAUCUAUCAGCUCCAGUGGGGAACUCAAUAG